Molecule: messenger RNA, 525 nt
Organism: Hordeum vulgare subsp. vulgare (domesticated barley)
Lineage: Eukaryota; Viridiplantae; Streptophyta; Magnoliopsida; Poales; Poaceae
Exons: 2
Coding region: 4-399 (131 amino acids)
Source: RefSeq, a predicted model, not a curated record
AUCAUGAAGCCAGGUACAGAUGGAUCAGCUAUUUCGGGGGUGACUGGACAGCAUGAUGCUGACACAAGUGUGACUACUGUUGAUCCCGUGAUUAACGCCGACGAGGGCAACCAUGACCAUGCUGCAAUCACAGAGCUGGUGGAGGAGGAUGGGAGCAACGGGCAUGACCAUGUUGACCAGAUUGCUGAUUCUUGCACAUCUGCUCCUGAGAUCGAUGCUGAUGGGAGCAAAGGGCUGCAAAUAGAAGCACUGACUACUGAGCCUGAAGUAUUGGAUGGAAGCGAUUGUGAAGCGACUUCUAAAGGACCUUCAGAAGAGGAAGUUGUCGCAAACGGGCUUGGAUGUUCCUCCAUAAAAACAAUUGUUGAUGAACUAAAUGAAAAGGAUUUCUCAAUAUGAAACUUUGCGAGCAAGGUCCAAAUUACCUCUCGAAAAUAAAAUAUGGACACUGUACAAUUUAUUAUAUUUAUGAACAACUCUUACUGCCAUUUGGUUUUUAUAUAUCGGAUGUGUCAUUUUAGAUCA